Acipenser ruthenus (sterlet) is the source of this 4974-nucleotide messenger RNA. Its product is annotated as testis-specific Y-encoded-like protein 4. Lineage: Eukaryota; Metazoa; Chordata; Actinopteri; Acipenseriformes; Acipenseridae. Gene Ontology annotation, cellular component: nucleus; chromatin. The transcript has 8 exons. Gene Ontology annotation, molecular function: histone binding; chromatin binding. The coding region runs from base 1203 to 3092 and encodes 629 amino acids. The record is from RefSeq and is a predicted model, not a curated record. Gene Ontology annotation, biological process: nucleosome assembly.
AGAUUUCAAAAGGCAUGGAACAGAAUUUUAUUUAACUAAGUGCCAGAUGAGUUUUAAAAUGAAAACAGAUGUUUGAUAAACGAGUUUCUUUCAAAAAUGCACAUUUGAGACUUGAAGCUUAUAGAAGUGCAAAAGAGGUACUGUUUUUUUGGAAAUGUUUUAGUUUAAAUAUCUUUCGUGCAACGCCGUUAUAUCGUUUCAGUGUACUGGCUACUGUGUUUGCUUAGACAGUAAAUGGUUUAUUUUAUGUACAAUAAUGCAAAUUUAAAAAGCAAAACGAUGCUAAUGUAUGUGAUGAAUAGGUGUUGAUGUUUUAUUUAGCUAUUCAAAAGGUAAAGUGAAAAACGUAAAGUCGUCUUUUUUUAAUCACAAAAAAAAAGUGGCGUUUCUGUUACACAAUAUUGAUUUCACUUGAAGUACUGGGGAAUACUAUGCCAUUAUGCAGAGAUGACAUGGAUUUCUGUGGCAUGACUAAACGUGUGCUGGUACUGUUUAUUUUAAAAUUAAAAGUCACAACAAGCUGGUUUAUUUGAUGCAAUGUUGUUUGCUUUUAAAAAAAAAAAAACUCGAUAUGCGUUUGUAUAAAGGUGACGUGUAUAUAUAAAUGAAAAUACAAUAUUGCUAUUCUUUAUCCUUUUAUUUUGAACAUGCAGUUCUACAAUUAAUUCUGCUAACGCAAUCAGGCCCACACAUUAAUGUACCAAAAAAAACUUUGCUAAAACAAAACUACGUCACAUUCCCUCGGCCUACUGGCCAGGGGCGGUACUAGGGGGUACUCUGCGGGGGUUCUGAUUGGGCUAGCGCUUGCGUUCGUCCGGCCAAUCGGGAAGCAGCAAUGGUGUAAACAAACCACGGGACGGAAAGAUCCCUCUCCGAUAGGCUGAGGGGUUUCGGCGCGGCGGCCGGGAGCCAAUCAGCCGGACGGGUGUUCUGGUAAGCUAGCAAGAGCGACGCUGAGGGAAGUGCAGGGGAGAAUGAAAAACAAAACAAGCGGAGAGGGAAGUUUUUACUGCAAGCUGUCGUUUUAUCACCUGUGCGUAUAAAGCAGUUAGAGGACCGGGCACACGCUGUUUGGUUUAAGCAGAAGGUAGGCGGUUUAUUUUGACCGGGGGGGUGGUGUGCGCGGGGGGGGGGGGGGGGGGGUUCUUUUUUGUUUUUCUGUUUCAAUUUAAUUCAACGUCAGGGAGAAAAAAAAAUAAAAAAUGAGCGACUGUUCGGAGAACGGGGACUCCUCUUCAUCCAAACCCAGACGGCAACGCGCGUCCCCGAGUCCGGAGCGCGCAGCACCGGCCGCCAAAAAGGCGAAAGUGGAUAAGACAGAGAGCGAGGCGCUCCUUUCCCCUCCUCAGAAUGGAGACUCAAAAAAGCCGACACAAGAUACAGCGAAGACGCAAAACGACGAGGAGGAGGAGGAGGCUGCUGUUGAAUUGCCCUCAUUUGCUUCUGAAGCUGAUAAGGAAGAGGCGCGGGAGUGCGACAGCGCGCCCCCGGUAGGCGAGGACGCGGACAGCAGCUCGAGCGCUGCCCCUGUCGGGGACGCGCCGCCUGCUUCGGGAGGGAGCGCGCUUCUUAAAGACACAGAGCAGCAGCACGACUCGGAUUGGGCUGCAAUGGUUGCGGCAGAAGCGUUGGCUAGCUUGACACGGGGAGGAGGAGGAGGAGGAGGAGGUGACACGGAGAAAGAAGUGUCACGGAAGGCCGAAACCAAACGAAAGUCUGUGAAAAGCAGUACAACAAAUGCAAAACCAGAGGACUGCCCGACAGAAGGCGCCUCCUCGCAACACACAGACUCGGAUAGCGGUGAAGGUAGCCCAAUAGUUCGGGCCUCGGGCCCUGAUAAGGCCGGGUCCGCCUCAGAAGCAGGCAAGCCCAGUGAAACAGACAGGGUUGUGGACAGCGAGGGGGCUGAGGCCAUAUACACCAGCGUGGAGGACGAAGAAGCAGAGGUAGAAACGGGCUCUUCGUCCCCCGCUGGCUCCUCUUCGUCCUCCUCCUCCUCCUCCUCCUCCUCCGCGGAGGAUGCGGAGUGCGCUAUCGUUUCCGUGGAGACCCGGGUUGCCCCGGAGACCAGGCGUUCCCUGGAAACGCUGGCACAGAUCCAGGGCGAGCUGGAGGAGAUUGAAAAGCGCGCCGCGCGCCUCUACCGCCGCAUGGAGCUGAAGUUUAACCAGAUGAGGAGACCGCAUGUGGAGAAGAGGAACGCCGUCAUUCAGGGCAUCCCCGGGUUCUGGGUCACCGCUUUCCUGAAUCACCCUCAGAUCUCAGCCCACAUCGACGAGCACGAUGAAGACGCUCUGAGCUUCAUGACAAACCUGGAGGUAGAACAUUUUAAGGGCGCACGGCUGGGCUACCGGAUCUGCUUUCGCUUCAGCAGGAACCCCUACUUUCAUAAUGAAGUCCUCGUCAAGGAGUUUCAUCUCAGGGCCAAUGGAGCCUCCAUCUCGUUCUCGAACCCCAUCUGCUGGCUGCGAGGCAGGAACCUGGCUGCUCACAGUGGGAUGGUGAAGGGGCCGGGGAGCCUGCGAGUGUACCAGAGCUUCUUCAGCUGGUUCACCGACCACAGCAGCCCUACCACCGACGAGAUAGCGGAGCUUCUGAAGGAUGACCUGUGGAAGAAUCCGCUUCAGUACUACCUGCUUCCACUGAGCCAGGGUGCAGAGAACGGACGGCAAGUGGGCAACGGAAACGGGGACGAGUGCGUGGUGAUCUCGGACUCGGAUGAAGAGGUGCCUGCUGAAGACGAAUCGAAAGAGGACGGCAGCGAGGAAGGGGAGAGUUCUGAGGAGGAGACACAGGCAGACAGAGAGGUUGUCAUUGAUGGAUCGGAGGAGAGCAGGAGCGGAGAGGAGAAGGAGGAAGGUGAUGAGGAGGAGGAUGAGGAUGAUGAGGAUGAUGAUGAUGCUGCUGCUGAUGAUGAUGAGGAGGAGGAGGAGGAGGAGGAGGAGGGGGUCUCGGACGAGCAGGACGAGGAGGAAGUGGACGUAGAGGAGCUGGACGAGAGCCUGGGGAGCAAGGGUCAAGAGGCAGAGGUGAAAGGUCAAUACGAGGAAGACCAAGAGGACAUAGAGGUGGACGGAGAUGAAGACGGUUAAAGAAACGAAUAAAGCUGCAAAGCCUUUUUUUUUUUUUUUUAACCAGUCUAUAAAUAUAUAUUUUUUAAGCUUAAAAAAAAAAAAAAAAAAAAAACACUUUCUAAAUCAAGGUUACAAGUUAAAGAAAAAUUCAUCGUACCUCCCGAAGACUUCAAAACCCAGCUUCAUAAGUGCUAAUUUCUCUAAGCAUGUCAUCUCAUGUGAAGAUGUAUUGCAGUUUAUACAAGUGUUCAGGUCUGACUAUUAGGCUGCACUGCUUUCCUCACAGUCUCUAACACUGAGAGUAGCCCACACUGCCCUUCCUCAUCCCUUGACUCAAAGCACUGUUGCUGGCUGUCUGUACCACUUUGUGUAUCCAUUAAGUUGCAUCAUGGUUAAAAAAUGGCUUUGAAAGAGAACAGUUAAGAGAUCGCUUAUUAAUGUUACACUGGUUAAUGCUCUUAGCAGUCAUAAUCUGGUGUAAUCAAAGUUUUGCCUACUAAAUUAUUUGGCUGGUAGUUUCCUAUUAAACCGCACUAAGAUGAAAGCCGGUUAGAAUUAAAAAGAGGAAAAAAAAAAAAGAUUUGUGGUUAUUCCUUCAUGCGUCAUUGAAACGUUUGUUUGAGCUGUACAUUUUCAAAUGAGUAACAACAAACAAGCUUUGUUGAAGAGUAAAUUAUUUCAAAUAGAAAUACUGAUGUUUGCUGUCAUUUCAUUUCCUUUCCCUUGUAGCUUUCCUGUAAUUAGCUCUGUGCUAAAAUCUUAAGUCCUCCAUAAUUUUUAAGCACUCGCUAGCGCUGACAUUAGAAAUAGUAAAAGAAACGUGUAUUGACAAAGUAUUUCAGUGUCUUCUGAAGACAUUGAAAAAUACUUUUGUCGAAAUGUUUGUCAUUGAAUUUAACCCAUUAAGUAUGAAAUAAAGUGAUUUGAAAAAAAUCAGAACACAAGCUAUAUUUUAUAUAAUUUGAUUAAUGACAAAUCGACAUGCAUCCAGUCUGAAAGUUUUCAGUCUUUUAGAAGUGUAAAAUGACAGGCAUAUUUACAACAUACAUUCCCAGCGUACUAUUUUGAGGAUAGUCAAGUAACCAAACCAGUGAAAUUUCACACCGGCUAUGAAUCUCAACACAUAGAAACUGGGGAGGAAAACGUCAAGACGUAGCAUUUUUCAGCUCGAGUUUCUUAUGUUAUAUUCAGGUGUCAUAAAACCAUCUGAAGGGUUAUAUUUACAUUUUAGACUUGCGAGUAACAAAAUUAGAGGAAGAUAUUGUAACAAUAUAGCUCAACAGAAAACGAAAUAACAGGCAGAUCCCAGUUUUAAAAAAAGCUCCAUAAAUGACAAAGUAGCCUGUCCUCAAAUGGGUUAAGUUUCUUUAGUAUUUAUGCCAAAAGAGUUGAAAAAUUAUAGUGCUUUAGAAAAUGAGAACGUCAAAGCCAAUUUCAGGGCACUUGGCAUUUUAAUAAAACUGAAAUCCGUCUUGAUUAAUUGAAAACAUCACAGAGAUGUAAUAAGUAAAUAAAUAAAUAAAAUCUUUGGUUUGUGUUUUCGUAGUGCAGGAAUGCUUGUGGUUCUGCCACAUUGGGAACAAUGGAUUUGUCUGUAAUAAACCCUUAGCAGUGUUUUGAAGACCGACCACCCCCUUUCCAUCUCCCCAUACUUAACCAAGUAUCAUUUUGCGAAGGGCAUGUAAAUAUUUGGAGAAAGCUUUGUUAACGUAUGUUGUGUUUUUUUUUUUGUAAACCUUUGAAGAAGAGUUAAAAAUAUAUAUAUAUAUUUUGGCUGCUGCUUUUUGUUAUCUUUUAAUAGAUUUUACAAUUAAAUGUAGUCCUGAAAUUAGAAAAUGUUUUUACUUUUCAUUUGUUUUGGUUUGGUUUUUCUAAAUAAAAUAAAGUAAUGGGUUCUGAA